CGCAAGCGCGACCUUUGAUCGAUCAAUAAGAUUUUUUCACACCGUAGUCGACAAAUUUCUCUCAGUGCAGUAAACUACGAUGAAUUCCGAUUCCCACACCUGUUUGCCCGAGGCUGCUGUCAUAGGCGACCUUCCCAGAGAUGAGGGAAGCGACAACAUUGCCGAAUCUGUCGACGAGCUGCGAGCUAAGCUGAGCAGGAUGAAACGUCUCAUGGAGGCUCGCAAAGGAACUACUCUUGGUGACCUCAGUGCGCGGAAGAAGAAGGAAACAUCCGACAUAAUCGACGGGAACUUUUUAUCCUGGAUUUUCGGCUCCGCACUCGCCGUUAUACUGAGCGUCAGCUUCUACGCGUUUUACAACCUCUACAACGCAGUACUAAAGAAGUUUCCUCCACGCCACUCGGAGCUGUAAAUAUUUUACGCUCAAAAUUUGAAUCUACGUCUUGGUGGAGGAGUCUUUGAAGUCGUUUCAAUUAUCAUUCGAUUCUUAAAAUAAUCAAGGACGGGAUAAUUUCUUCUUAGGCAUAGAACUAAUUUUUGCCCAAUAGAAAACUGAUUUAUAUUCACUAGAAUCGAGGUGCUUUGUCUUUAUCAAGUUGUCGCUGGUUAAGGGACCCCAAUUUCAGGGAAGAAUUAAAUAUAUUUAAGUGCACAGAAAUAUUUAUGGGUAUAGUGAUACAUCAUUUGAAUCCUGAUUUUUAUUUAGUCUUAACUUACGCGAAUCUUUUCUGUCGAGUUUAUUCUUUCGCGCGAUUUACUGGAAUGCGAAUUAAGUCGCAACGCAUACAAAUAAUCGUAUAAUAACAGUCUUGAGCGUAAUUCGUAAAUAAAUGAUGAAGGAAACUAUACCUCUAAGAAAUGCCACUUUAGAUAAUAUUUGGCCUUCAGAGAGUAUCAUGAAACAAUCGAUUAGCGAACGCUACAAAAUUUUUUAAACUUCGAAAUAGUUUUCUACAAAAUGAUUAAUUUCGAAUUGUCAAAAGUAUCGUCACACGAUUUAAUAUUCCAUAUUUUCUUUCGGUAGAGGUAACAGCUAUAUUUCAAGGGUAGAAUUUACGCACAUAUUAUACCUGUAAAUGAAUAUUUUGCCAUAUUCAAGCAGGGAAUUUAUUACGCCCACAUUCGUAGCUGUUGGAUAAGAAACUAAUGUAUACAAAUUUCUAGUCAAUAUUUAAUUAGAUUAAUUGAGAUUGAAGUCUUUACAUUCUGCUCAAAAAUAAAUUAUUUGUCACGACACUUCGCUAUGAUUAUGACACGAAAUUCAAUUCAAAUCGAUUGUAUACGCGUUAUCUAAGAUUGCAUAUAGUCGAAAUCAUAUCGGAAAGUGCCGAUGAAAACUUCACUCAGUGAAAGAACGAACCUUUUGUGCCAAACGAUUUGUGACUGAGUUUUGAUAUUAUAACUGCCAUGUAGUUAUGGAUAAAUAACAUACCAUAAGUGUUUUAACCUUCAAUUACUUAUACCGUUGUAUUACUGCAGUCGUUAUUCUAAUCAGUUUGUAUAUUUAUUUAUUUCUACAAAUAUUUAUUGAAAGUAUCACACACAAGUUGUCUAUCAAAAAUAAUAAAAUGAAACCUUUUACCCGUGGAACACAGCUGUCUAUACAGCUUAAGAUUAUAUUAG
Neodiprion fabricii is the source of this 1623-nucleotide messenger RNA. RefSeq lists its product as uncharacterized. The record is from RefSeq and is a predicted model, not a curated record. The coding region runs from base 80 to 412 and encodes 110 amino acids. Lineage: Eukaryota; Metazoa; Arthropoda; Insecta; Hymenoptera; Diprionidae. The transcript has 2 exons.